AUGGAGGGGGACGAGGAUGGGUUUCGCCGGAAAAUAACUAUAGGAGUUUGUGUUAUGGAAAAGAAGGUGAAAUGCGGCUCAGAGGCAUUUUCGAGGCCGAUGCUGGAGAUCUUGGAGAGACUAGAGGCAUUUGGAGAAUUUGAGAUAGUGCAUUUUGGGGACAAGGUGAUCCUUGACGAGCCCAUUGAGAGAUGGCCUUUAUGUGACUGUUUGAUUGCUUUCUAUUCCUCCGGUUAUCCCUUGGAAAAGGCUGAAGCAUAUGCUGCACUAAGAAAGCCGUUCCUCGUAAAUGAAUUGGGCCCGCAACACCUUCUUCACGACAGGAGAAGUGUUUAUGAGAGGCUUGAAAUGUUUGGACUUCCCGUGCCAAGAUAUGCAUUGGUUAACAGGGAAUCUCCGAACCAAGAGCUUGAUUAUUUUGUUGAGGAGGAAGAUUUUGUUGAGGUCCAUGGGAGAAGGUUCUGGAAGCCCUUUGUGGAGAAGCCUAUACAUGGUGAUGAUCACAGUAUAAUGAUAUACUACCCGAGUUCAGCUGGAGGGGGAAUGAAGGAGUUGUUUCGGAAGGUAGGUAAUCGAUCUAGCGAAUUUCAUCCAGAGGUCAGACGAGUGAGACGUGAAGGCUCUUACAUAUACGAGGAGUUCAUGCCCACAGGGGGAACAGAUGUGAAGGUGUAUACAGUAGGCCCAGAAUAUGCCCAUGCCGAGGCAAGAAAAUCUCCUGUGGUCGAUGGAGUUGUUAUGAGAAAUCCUGAUGGUAAAGAAGUCAGAUAUCCUGUACUUCUUACUCCUAUGGAGAAGGAAAUGGGAAGAGAGGUUUGUAUUGCAUUUAGGCAAGCUGUUUGUGGUUUUGAUCUCUUGCGAUGUGAGGGGCGUUCGUAUGUUUGUGACGUGAAUGGAUGGAGCUUUGUUAAGAACUCUUACAAAUAUUACGAUGACGCGGCUUGCGUUUUGAGGAAAAUGUUUCUUGAUGCAAAAGCUCCGCAUCUUUCUUCAACAAUACCUCCAACUUUACCAUGGAAGGUCAAAGAACCCGAUCAACAGUAUGAAGGACUAACACGUCAAGGGAGUGGGAUAAUCGGGACAUUUGGGCAAUCUGAGGAGUUACGUUGUGUGAUUGCCGUUAUUCGUCAUGGAGAUAGAACUCCGAAACAAAAGGUGAAGUUGAAAGUUACGGAGGAGAAGCUUCUGAAUUUGAUGCUAAAAUAUAACGGGGGAAGGCCUAGAGCAGAGACAAAGCUGAAAAGUGCGGUCCAAUUGCAAGAUCUAUUGGAUGCUACACGAAUUUUAGUACCUCGGACUAGACCUGGUCCUGAGAGUGACAGUGAUGCUGAAGACAUUGAGCAUGCCGAAAAGCUUCGCCAAGUGAAAGCUGUUCUUGAGGAGGGUGGCCAUUUCUCCGGAAUCUAUAGGAAGGUACAGCUCAAGCCAUUAAAAUGGAUCAAAGUUCCGAAAGCAAACGGUGAAGGGGAAGAAGAGAAGCCUGUCGAGGCACUAAUGGUUCUCAAAUAUGGUGGUGUUCUUACUCAUGCUGGAAGAAAACAGGCUGAAGAACUUGGGAGGUAUUUCCGGAAUAAUAUGUAUCCAGGUGAAGGCACUGGCCUUCUCCGCCUACACAGCACAUAUCGUCAUGACUUAAAAAUAUACAGUUCGGAUGAGGGCCGUGUGCAGAUGUCAGCAGCUGCCUUCGCUAAAGGUCUUCUAGACUUGGAAGGACAAUUAACACCGAUUUUGGUUUCACUAGUCAGCAAGGACUCUUCCAUGCUGGACGGACUCGAAAACGCCAGUUCUGAGAUGGAAGCAGCUAAGGCUAGGCUAAAUGAGAUUAUAACUUCUGGAGCAAAAAUUAUUCAAAGCAGUGGCCCGCCCGAGAAGCCUUGGAUGGUUGACGGGCAUGGAGUUCCUUCAAAUGCAACUCAACUUUUACCGGAAAUGGUGAAGCUAACGAAGAAGGUUACCGAGCAAGUGAAAGAAAUGGCCAAGGAUGAAUGUGAGGAGCUCGUUUCGGAUGUAAUACCUCCAUACGAUCAAGCUAAGGCACUCGGUAAGACGAACAUAGACGUUGACCGUAUAGCCGCAGGUCUACCAUGCGGUAGUGAAGGGUUUCUUCUCAUGUUUGCUCGGUGGAGAAAACUCGAGAGAGAUUUGUAUAACGAACGCAAAGAAAGGUUCGAUAUAAAACAAAUUCCCGAUGUUUACGACUCGUGCAAGUACGAUCUCUUGCAUAACGCACAUUUGAAUCUUGAAGGGUUGUAUGAACUUUUCAAGGUAGCUCAGUUACUUGCAGAUGGUGUUAUUCCGAACGAGUAUGGAAUCAAUCCCAAACAAAAACUGAAGAUCGGAUCUAAGAUAGCCCGGCGCCUCUUGGGGAAAAUCUUGAUUGAUUUGAGGAACACUCGUGAAGAAGCAAUCAAUGUGGCAGAACUGAAGAGUGCCCAGGAGAAUAAUAAUAAUAAUAACACUACUAAUAAUUCGUCUGUCUCUACCAAUUUAAAGGAAGAUACAGAUUAUCUUACCAAGUCCCAGAGCAAACUUGAAAAUUCGAGAAAAUGUAGCUUUGCCAGUGAUUUGCCGGUCGAUCAAGAUGAUGACGAUGACAAGGAACCAAAAUACCGUUUGGAUCCAAAAUAUGCGAAUGUUAAGACACCAGAUCGACAUGUUCGGACUCGAUUAUAUUUCACGUCUGAAUCUCAUAUCCAUUCGUUGAUGAAUGUUCUCCGUUAUUGCAACUUGGACGAGUCUCUUCAAGGAGAACCGAGCCCCGUAUGUGAUAGUGCCCUCGAGCGCUUGUGCAAGACAAAGGAGCUCGACUACAUGAGUUACAUUGUGUUGAGGCUUUUCGAGAACACCGCGGUCGCUUUAGAAGACCCGAAAAGAUUUCGCGUCGAGCUGACUUUUAGCCGCGGCGCAGAUUUAUCCCCUCUAGAGGGGAAUGAUGGUGAGGCAGCAUCAUUGCAUCAGGAGCACACGCUGCCGAUAAUGGGGCCCGAGAGGCUGCAAGAAGUUGGGUCGUAUCUGACGUUGGAGAUGAUGGAGAAGAUGAUACGCUCGUUUGCAAUGCCAGCCGAGGACUUCCCGCCGCCCGCCACUCCUCAGGGGUUCGCCGGCUAUUUCUCCAAGGCCGCGGUUUUGGAGCGGCUCGUCAACCUAUGGCCAUUUAAGUAG
Messenger RNA from Striga hermonthica, 3162 nucleotides. NCBI's taxonomy places the organism in Eukaryota, Viridiplantae, Streptophyta, Magnoliopsida, Lamiales, Orobanchaceae. The record is from the annotation of a GenBank genome assembly.